Colletotrichum navitas is the source of this 2894-nucleotide messenger RNA. RefSeq lists its product as uncharacterized. The transcript is spliced from 2 exons. NCBI's taxonomy places the organism in Eukaryota, Fungi, Ascomycota, Sordariomycetes, Glomerellales, Glomerellaceae. Bases 334 to 2616 code for a protein of 760 amino acids. The record is from RefSeq and is a predicted model, not a curated record.
UGGGGCAUAACAACAACGCACUUCGUCAUCGGCGCUGAUAGUCGCCGAUUCGAAUCAACACUUCUCGUGGGCUGCGGAGAGAGCUUUGAGCUCUGCUCCGGCGCCCAUUCCAUCUCCCGUGUCUCCCAUCGACCCCGAAUUGGCUGUCGCCAUUGCGACUUUUGUUGUUCAACCUCGACCCCCCCCCCAACACUCGCUAUCCCAACAGCCACAACAACCCCCAUCCAACAUCAUCGCGCUUCCAUAUCCCGCUCUAUUGUUUCGCGUCCCCAAUCGCGCAUAUUGCGAGCUCUUUCCCUCCAUGCCCCCACGGCAUGCAAACGCCACUAAACCAUGGAAGCAGCGGCGAAGAAGGUCCAACUGCUGGCCCAGCGCAUCCUGCCCGACCGACCGCAUCAUCUCUCUGUGUCCCCCGACCAGCGAUUUCGCGUCCCGCCCGAUCAUAUCAAGCCCUUUGAGGAAUUCAAGCACCCGCGCCUACAGUACAUGACGCUGCUGUCCGACGCUGACCGCGGUAUGCUGCUCACUCGUCCGUACUAUGAUAUGCGCGAGGAACCUCCGAACCCCACCGCCCACAAGGAGCCGAACACAAAGAUGGAGAAGAAGGCCGUGACCAAGUUGUCACUGAGUGACUAUAAGAAUAAGCAGAAGAAGGUGGCGGAUUCCCCUCCCGAAUCAAGGACAACGUCGAAGCCGGACACCUCGCGGAAGGAUAAGGAAGCGGCCGACGGUCGAAUUGAACGAGAACCAAAGAGGAUGGACGCAUACAGGAACCGCGAUUCUGAGGCAUCAAAAGACAUGAAGGCGCACAGGCCGCGUGAACAUACCCACGAUGAAAGGACGGGCAGGCCUGAAACUAAGCCUAGGGCAGCUCAAGAAAGCAAUGAUACCCCAGAGAAGCGGAAACGAACCGCAGAUGCCGACAACGAGUUGCGCCCUCAGAAGCGAGCGAGACCCGAAGCUAGCACCCCGUUGGACGAACGAUCGCGAACACCCCGAGACGAUACCCCAAGGAGGAAAGAUGUUCAUUCAUCGCAGGAUAGGACACCGCAGAAGGAUGGCAAACUGGGCACAAGCUCUUCGUCAUUGCCCAACGGACGAUCGGGUCUAAAGUCAGCGCUUGGCUCGGGGUCAAGCGCCAACAAAUCACCCGUGUCGCGUGCGCGAGGCGACUCCAUCAACGGCAACAGACCGACUCCAUCGGGGAGUAGAGCCAGGGCUGAAACUGCUUCGUCACGGUCAGCAGUCCCGCCUUUGCUGUCUCCUCUACACCUACCGAAUGAAUCCGAUUCCCGUCCUAAAGAAAAAAGGCGGGAUGACGUCGGCGAGCACAACAGGCCACUGAAAUCUCUGAAGUCAGAACCGCCGCCGCCUAUUAAGAGACCAAAAUCCCCCAUCGACCUUCCGGAACUACUCUCUCCAACAUUGCCCCCGAUAGUCGAGGAGGAGCUAGCCCGAAUGAAGAAGACACCCACGAAAAGUUCAGCCUCGGGUCAAAGAUUACAUCCUCCAGACUCUCCGACAACUAGCAAGAGACCACAUAUCGUGGUCAAGGAAGAGGACGAAGAUCGAAAGGAACCAAAGGACAAGGCCAGGGACAGACCGCGCAGGUUCAUGGUGACACUCAAGUACAGCAAGAAGUACAACAAGUCAGUGCAGAGACUACUAGCACUGCCGCCGAGGAAAGACGUCAAGAAAGAACGCUCAGUGAGUAUAGAGCCUCCAGCGCCACCUCAGGCGCGGAAGCGACCCAUCAGCAGUGCCGAACACAUUGGCGAUUCAAUUGCGGUGAAGCGGCCCAGGACUUCGGAUAUCACGAGUUCAUCGAAGCUGGUCACGCCUUCAACGCCUUCGAAGGCGGCCACAACGAUGUCCCGGGUGGCGUCGAACAACUCGGUUAAUACCCCUGGAGACGGUAGCGGCCUUACCCCCGCUGCGCCGCCUUCGUCAGACCGCGACCGGCCACAAACGAGAGACGACAGCAGAGAGGCCGCAAAUCCGUCUAAGGUCCAGUCGCUGCGCGAUCGCUGGGGUCGGUUCAUCAAGCUUGGUACCAAGUUGAAGCACGAGCGCGAUAUGCUCCUGGAACGUAAGAACAGUGACCGCGGCGCUCCUAUAUCCGAUUCGGACAGCAAGCUCAGUAUGAUCUUGGGGCUGGAAACGGCGUUGGCAUUCAUGGUCGGCUUCAGGGCGCUGGUCGAGUCACGGCGAAUGGAAAACAAGGCGCAAGAUCCCAAGCAAUGGGGUAGCAUUCUGCCAUUGCUCAACGUCAUGCGCCACGACGUACGGAAGAGUAAGCCGCUGGAGGCACUGUUUUGGCAGCUGCAGGGCGUAAUCCACGAGGAGCUCAUUAAGUGCUACUGGUCGCUGGACCCCGCAUCCCACGCAGUGCAUAUUAUCGGUGCGGAACGAGCCCGGUCGACUGUGUGGAAAUCGGCAUCUGACGCCGUUGAGCGCGUCGAGGCUCCGGCGAUGCGCACCAACAUGGGUCCGUGGACGAGUGUGGAGGAUGCCGUGGCGUCGGCGCUGAGGAUCAUGCGCCGGUGGACGCAAGAGGAAAACGUUUCGUGGCGCGCCGAGGUCACUGCAUCAGCCGCCAACGGAAUAUCGUCAUAGGUUGUCGACGGAAGCAAGGCGCCGGUAAAUGGUCAGGUCGAUGACGACACAUCCUUUACUGUAACAGAGAGCGCAUCAUUCUCGUAUGAUGACAUUGUCGCAGCCCACGGGAAAGGAAACGAAGGACGAUAGGGCUACCUUUACGGAUUGUAUAAUGGACAGUAUCUAUUAUCUUGCCAAUCGCAAACAAUGGCUGAUAAUAAGAUGGCUGUGACCCUGCUGGAGGCCGUCAACGUAGCGUUGGGGUUAAUCAAGAGACAGUAGGGGGGUAUACAAAC